Messenger RNA from Dichotomopilus funicola, 924 nucleotides. RefSeq lists its product as uncharacterized. The coding region runs from base 1 to 924 and encodes 307 amino acids. The transcript is spliced from 2 exons. The record is from RefSeq and is a predicted model, not a curated record. NCBI's taxonomy places the organism in Eukaryota, Fungi, Ascomycota, Sordariomycetes, Sordariales, Chaetomiaceae.
AUGUCCUACCCCCCCGACAACCAUCCCACCCCACCGCACCACGGCAUCCCCCUGCUCACCCCCCGUGAGCAAGAAAUCUACCGCCUAGGCUCCGCCGCCCCUCGCCGGCCCCUGAGCCCGCUGCGGCUACCGGGCCACAACUGCGUCGAACUGGUGAAGGCGAUGAUCGCCUUGGCGGCGCGGGAUAAAUUGGAGGAGCUGGAGGGGAAGGCGAUGGAGGCGAUGAGGGAGGUUAGGGACCACAGGACGGAGCAGUGGCUUCGGACUGGACAGUGGGAUGAGGAUGGGGCGAGGGAGGGGAUGAAGAAGGUGGUGGGGAGGUUUCAGGGGGGGAUGAGGGGGUUUUACAACAGGAUGCAGCACCUCCAUGGCCCAACCCAUCCACAUCUAGUUUGGGAAGACAUGAACCUCUACGGCCGCUUACCGAAGGCUUAUCACAAGAUCAAGCCGGCGGGUAGUUCGGGUCCGUUGCGGUGGGACUUGCUGGAUAGUAAGGCGGAGUUGUUAGAUUUAGGCAGGCUGGGGGAGUUGCAGUACUCGGAGGGGGAAUUGGAGGAGGAGUCGGCGCUGGAGGACUCGGCGGAGGAGGGCUCGGCGGUGGAGGAGGAGGAGCGUGGGGAACCAUCGGAGGGAAACGAGGAGAAGAAUGAGGAGGAGGAGGAGGGCAAGGACAAGCCGUUGGAUGCAAAGGAGGACUCCGAGGACGGCGAGGAGCAGUUAGCUGAGAAGAGCUGGGAGGGCAGUGGUGAGCUGGUGGAGGUUAAGGAAGAGGAGGUUGAAAAGGACAAGUUAGAUGGAAAGGAGGACUCAGAGUUCCAGGAGGUCACUCAGGACAGUGGUGAGCAGUUGCCUGAGGAGAGCGGGGAGGAUAGUGAUUCUGGGCUGCAAAUAGUGCUGCCUCUUCGUCUGCGUCACGGUCGUUGA